GGGGCAGGCGAAGGGGCGGGGAGCGUUCUUUGAAUCAAGAGGCCGCUUUGCAGCGAGGUGGGAGGAGGCGGGUUGCGAUUUAGGGGGCAACUUGGUGGCGGCGCCGGAGCUCUCUCAGGUCCCAGCCACAAUGACUGCAAAGAGUCCCGCCUGCCAGCGUCCGCUCAAAGAGCUUGAGGGCACCUCCAGUUCCUUCACAGACAUCGCUGGCCAGCUACAGGACAUCGACCCCAGCCGCCUCUCCCUCUCGCCCUUCCUCGACCUGGACACCCUGAUCUCCUUGUCCCCCAUCUCCGACAGCCCUGAAUCUUCGGUGGAAGAACUUCACUCUACUGAGGACGAGGAUGUUCAAGAGGAGAACGACUGCAAUCUGGUCACGGUGGAAGUUCCAGAAGUGAUAGCGGUGGACCUGACGGGUCAGCCACAGACUUCUGUGGUGCAGGAGAAUCCUGGUCCGCCAGAAAUGGCAGAAGGAGCUGGCCAUGUGGUACUGGAGGGUUCUGCUUUUCAAGAUGGGGCCCAGGCUGUAGCCAUCACGGUGCCUGAUGAGGCAUCAUUUCUGGAUACUGUCCAGCCACUAUUGGCAAGCCCGUUGAAAUCCAUGGUACAGCAGGGCCAUCUUGAGACAAUAGGUGUGCCCGACCGCCACGAGCAUCAGCCCUUCCUGGAGGUGAAAGCCGCAAAACGCAUUUCCCACCGCGGUGUGGGGGAUUCCUGCCAUCAUUCCCAUUGUUGUCGCGGCUGCUCCAGUGACCACAUGAAGGCGGUGGCUUCGGCCUUCGUGGCCCUGCUGCUCGCACCGUGGUUCCUCUACGGGUUUUACUACUGCCUGCCUUUCAAAGCUCCUGCCUGUCCAGAUCUCACCAGCCGCAUUGCAUUCGCACUGCGCUCCCUCUUGGUGGCCAGCGUCCCUAUCCUGCUUGGCAUCACCUUCCGGUCGGCUUUUGCCUUGUUUCAGGACAACCUUGACCCGCUGUACACCUCCUCCCGAGCCAUCCUGCUCCAACAGAUGUUUGUUGCCGCUUCCAUGGACCAGUUUGCCAUCUUUAGCCUCAACCUGCUAGUGACGGCCACUUUCCUCCCGCAGGAACAUCUCCGCCUCAUCCCAGUCUUGGCUGGGCUCUUUACUGUCAGCAGGUUCUGCUACGGAGUGGCCUUGAUCUUCCGCAGCUCCUACCGAAGCUUUGGGUUUGGACUGGCCUUCUUCCCCAACCUCUGCCUGACAGCCUACAAUUUCUACUGCCUCUACAACGUGGGCUUUGGUUUCCUUUUCAUGCCUGCCCCAUCGGGUUACGCCCACCCCACUGCUACCCCAGUGUUACCCAGAGUGACAGUCUCCAAUUAGUUGGGGGGAAUUAGAGGUGCAGGGUGUGUUUGGAACUCUUAACUGCACUUUCUACAGAAGUAUUUGAUGGAUUUCUUUAAGUACUGUUUAUUGUAUUUUAUUCCUGAUGUUGGUUUAUUAUUAGAAAUUUUUUUUUUGUUAAAAUUAAAAAAAAAGAUUUUUUUUAAA
Heteronotia binoei (common prickly gecko) is the source of this 1513-nucleotide messenger RNA. RefSeq names its product transmembrane protein 79-like. The transcript is spliced from 4 exons. The record is from RefSeq and is a predicted model, not a curated record. Gene Ontology annotation, biological process: regulated exocytosis. The coding region runs from base 131 to 1345 and encodes 404 amino acids. Gene Ontology annotation, cellular component: lysosomal membrane; trans-Golgi network membrane. NCBI's taxonomy places the organism in Eukaryota, Metazoa, Chordata, Lepidosauria, Squamata, Gekkonidae.